This is a messenger RNA of Carlito syrichta (Philippine tarsier), 1435 nucleotides long. It is a transcript of the gene ADORA3, whose product is annotated as adenosine A3 receptor. The record is from RefSeq and is a predicted model, not a curated record. Bases 1 to 957 code for a protein of 318 amino acids. Gene Ontology annotation, molecular function: G protein-coupled adenosine receptor activity. The transcript has 2 exons. NCBI's taxonomy places the organism in Eukaryota, Metazoa, Chordata, Mammalia, Primates, Tarsiidae. Gene Ontology annotation, cellular component: dendrite; synapse; membrane. Gene Ontology annotation, biological process: G protein-coupled adenosine receptor signaling pathway.
AUGCUGGUCAACAGCACCGCCCUGUCGCUGGCCAGCGUCACCUACAUCACCGUGGACAUCUUCAUCGGGCUCUGCGCCAUCGUGGGCAACGUGCUGGUCAUCUGGGUGGUCAAGCUGAACGCCAGCCUGCAGACCACCACCUUCUAUUUCAUCGUCUCCCUAGCCCUGGCUGACAUUGCCGUCGGGGUGCUGGUCAUGCCGCUGGCCGUUGUGGUCAGCCUGGGCAUCACAAUCCACUUCUACAGCUGCCUUUUCAUGGCCUGCCUCUUGUUGGUCUUCACCCACGCCUCCAUCAUGUCCCUGCUGGCCAUUGCUGUGGACCGAUACCUGCGGGUCAAGCUCACGGUCAGAUACAGGAGGGUCACCACUCACAGAAGAAUAUGGCUGGCCCUGGGCCUUUGCUGGCUGGUGUCAUUCCUGGUGGGAUUGAUCCCCAUGUUUGGCUGGAACAUGAAACUGAACUCAGGGCACCACAAAAACACCACCUUCCUUUCAUGCCAGUUCCGCUCGGUCAUGAGAAUGGACUACAUGGUGUACGUCAGCUUCUUCACCUUGAUUCUCAUCCCUCUGGUGGUCAUGUGUGCCAUCUAUCUCGAUAUCUUCUAUGUCAUCCGGAACAAACUCAGCCAGAACUUCUCUGGCUCCAAAGAGACCGGUGCAUUCUAUGGACGGGAGUUCAAGACAGCUAAGUCCCUGUCUCUGGUCCUCUUCCUGUUUGCUCUGUCCUGGCUACCUUUAUCCAUCAUCAACUGUAUGAUCUACUUUAAUGGUGAGGUACCAGAGGUUGCGCUGUACCUGGGCAUCCUGCUGUCCCACGCUAAUUCCAUGAUGAACCCUAUCGUCUAUGCCUAUAAAAUCAAGAAGUUCAAGGAAACCUACCUUUUGAUUCUCAAGACCUGUUUGAUUUGCCAUCCCUGUGAUUCUCUGGACCCGAGUCUUGAACAGAAUUCUGAGUAGUUAUCCGUGAAAGAUGACGCUCCAUUUCAAUGACUUCCAGACUUACCGUCAAUGAUCACUUGAGGUCCUCUCUGCCUGGGCCCAGGGGCUUUCUACAUCCUUGCUUCCUUCCACCGAGGUAAGAAGCAUUUGGCAAGUGACCUCCAAUUAUACCUCCCUAUCGCCUUCUUCCUCCACUUUAAUUUUUUUUUCUUGUCCUUUUCUGAUUCGAUUUUCUGGAGGCCUGACUUGAGGACAAUAUAUUAUGGAUAUUGUGGCCUGUGCUCCUCCUUCCCAAACAGAAGGAGAAGAAGUCAUGGAGUCUGAAGGGUGCCCCUUGUUGACUUACCGACAAAAGGCCCUGAUUGGGCAGGACGGGUACGUGGUGGUGACUUGGUUCCACAAUCUCAGUUCCAUGCCGCUGUGGAACUGAGCAGAGGACCUACUCUCAGAGGAUGCCUGGGAGAUGGUGGGAAAAGGAGUAAACUGCGUUUAAGGG